ACAGGUGACCGUGAACGAUGAAGGGAAAGGAAUGGCUCGACCUGGCACUCUUGUUGGUGUUCAGCGUUGCAAGAGCUGCGUCUCAGUGCGUUUCGCCAUCGCCUCUUGGCCUCCAGCUAAUGGUGGAAUACGCGAGGUGGAGAUCCCUGGACCAGCUCGUCAUCUUCGACAACUUGAUACCCAAGAAAUGUCAGCGACUUUAUGCCCGGUCAUUGAUGUCCUGCUGCAGCGAGAAAGGGAUGAAAAUAUCGAUACAUACAACGCUCGACGAACACCUCACAGAUAUUUUGCCGCAAGUAUUUUUGAUCCGAAGACACCGCGUUGGGACGGUAAUUUUUACGGACGGGCUAAACCUGACAUCGCCCGACAAUAUCCUGCUGUUGGCCUCGCAGAAGCAACUCUUCAAUUACUACAUCUCAUGGCUGAUAGUGGCAACAAAACGCAACGACGCGAUAAUUGACACCCUUCUCCGUGUUCUCAACAUCGGUAUCGACAGCGACCUCAUUGUCGCGACUUCACCUCUCUCUACAUCCCAGGCUCUAAACGUGACAAAUCAAUAUCUGAACAGGACGUGCACUGGACUGCAAAGAUAUGCGAAAGACUAUCGGGCGCCAAAAAUGCGGCGUACUAAAAACCGCGAAAAUUCAACGUACAACCUGGAUUAUGUUGUCCAGGAAAAUAAGACGGUUUCUUUCUACUUGUGCCAUGUCUACAAGAUAAGAAACUCAGAGAAUUCGAGCCUUGUAAUCGACCCUCUGGGAUCGUGGAAUCCCGGCACCUACACGCUGAGGCUACCGGUCAGCGUAGAGCUGAGAAACAAUUUUCACGGCUUUCCGUUACUCGUUGGAAUUUUGAACUCCAGCAGCGAAGUACAGCCGGAUAACAUUGACGAGGAAGAGAUGGACGACAUCCUGCCCCUCUUGGACAUCAUGGCUUUCGUUGUCAGCGGCAUUAAUGCCAGCAUAGAGCUGGUGCCCCAUGAUAAACUUGGAACCGUGGUGAACAAAGCUUGGAGUCAUCUUCUUGGUGAUGUGGUUUCUGGAGUCGUUGACAUAGGACUGGGAAACAUAAACGUGAACGACGAACGUCAGCGAGGCAUGAGCUUCACGCAUCCCAUCAUUCAGUCAAUGAGAAACAUUUACUUCCAUCCCCCGGAAUCUGGUUCCAUGAGAGAUAUCUUUUUACAACCGUUCAACAAUCGACUGCUAGGAUGCGUCGCUGUUACCUGCAUCCUAAUGGUGCUAGCAAUGACGGCAAUAAAUUACGCAGGGAAACUCGCUCUCAGCAAUGAAACGGAAACCCAUACUGGAUUGGGUGAAGCCGGAUUAUGGUGCAUCGGCAUCAUGUGCAUGCAAGGGUCACCUUGGAGUCCCCGAAGUCCAUCUGGAAAGAUAGCGCUUUUAAGCUGCCUGAUAUUUGCACUCGUUAUUUACAACGCGUACGCCGGUUUCAUCACGUCAAUACUUUCGGUACAAGCUGUGGGAAUCAAGUCAUUGGCGGACCUUCUUUUCAACAACUACAAACUCGGGUACAGUGGAAACGACGACGAGUAUAUACGGAAUGCAAACGACAGUAAUCUGCGUGAGCUGUACAUCAAGGCUUUCAAUGGUCGCGAGGCUGGGGUAGACACCACUUCCGGUCUGCAAAAAGCUGCAAAAGGUGGUUACGGAUUUUUCGUAAGUGCAAGAUUGGCUCGGCGGGCUCUCCGCACGACUCUUCUUCACAAUCGAUGCUCCCUCAAGGAGCUUGUAAUUCCCCAGACCUUCACAGUCGUCGCUUUACCAAUGGCCCACACCUGUCCCUACAAGAAGAUCAUCACUCAUAGCAUAAUGCGAAUUAGCGAGGUCGGAGUGUUGAGCCGAAUAAGCGAGAGGAUGCUGCCGAGAAUGCCGCAGUGCGAGGCCCCGACAACCUUCCACAGCGCUCGUCUGGCCGACGUUUACUCCGCAUUUGUCAUCCUCGUUACCGGGGUGAUAACUGCCCUUGCUCUAGGAAUUUUCGAACGAGUUUGGAGCCAGCGAAAAUCGGUUCGAGAAAAACUCACCCGAGCGAUCCACGUUCACCGGCGAGAAGGUCACGGCCACAGCCACGGCCAAGCGAACGACGCGGUAUCGACCUCUCGGAAGAAGGUCAAGGAAGAUUACCUUGAGGAUUCGGAAAACGUGCUCUCUCAGGAACUUGGGCGACGUGUUUUCACCUCGAAUGCUGCUGUCGGAUCACCGAGAAUCGGUUUACAGGGAACAAGCGCCGGGGGCGAUUUUUCCAUCGCAGGGAGACUUCGGAGCCGCGGGAUAUUCCCGACUCCGGGUAUCCUCGGAUCGUCAGAUUUUUCAGGCCUGAAAUUAUCAUCGCCAAGAAGACGGAGCAACGUUGCAUUGUCCCCUGUGGACGAUCAGGUUUCCGGCAGUAACGAGAAUCCGGAACCUAUUAUUCCCUUCCACGUUUAAUGACUCCUGAAUCAAAAUCUGAUGUCAGAAUUGCUCUGGUACGUCCGGAUUUUAAGUACUCCUGCUUGGAACAUUCGUUCGUGGACCUCGAACGUUGAUAACUCAAAAUGGGGACGGGGGCCCGAUUUUGAAUGGAACAAUUCUGACAUCGGAUACGGAUUCGGAGUAACCAAAAAUAUAUUGGGAGGUUCUCUUGAAAGGAUCUGCUCGUAGCGCGCACGAUUCAGCUUGCUUACGAUUAGUUAUUUUACAACGAUGAAAAAAGUAUGCUUCUACGUGUACAAGAAAUAUAAAAAAUUAAAAAUUUAUCAGACUUGUAACAACGAUCAGAAAAUCUUGCACAAACUUUGAUACGGUAAUAUUUAUAUUUCACAAUAUCUUCUUAGGUGAACGCAACUUUGUGAAAAUUAAAUAUGUAACUCUGAAUGCAUAAAAUAGACUCUAAAAUUAUGGUUUAUUCGAGACAAGAAUUACAUAUAAUUCGCAAUCAGCGUACGCGCUUACCAGACUAUAACAUCACUUAAAGAAUCGAUGCUUACAUCUCGACAAUCUACGAUACAAUCGGUCGUCAACAUUUUAUUUCAACCAUGACUCGCAUUUUCGCAAAGAAACUACCGGUUUUCGUCACCUCGGGUCGAGAAACAUUGGGGAUGCAUUUGCAGUCGCGAAAAAAGCCUUCUUCUCCUCUAAAGUAGACACGGUAUUGUAAAUGACUUGCUUCUUUGUUGUUUACAUUUUUAUUUCUAAUCGUCGCAUCGAUUUUAAGCAAUUUGGUGUACCUGCAAAGUAUUGUGGCCAAGUCCGGUAAACGUCGAUCAAAUCCGCUCCACCUCUGCCAUUCUUUGUACAAGUUCAGAGGCCCGUAUGCAAAUAGAUACGCGUUGCAUUUAGAUUUCAAACUUUAUUUUGAAAAUACGAUUUAAUUAGUAACUCGCAGUUAUUAAACUUAUUGUCCUAUGAAGGCAGUCCCAUCGUUCAAAUAUUCUAACAAUCAAACACAGGUUGAACUUCUUAUCGAUCGAUAAAUACGAUAGAUUUUGAUAACACCAUAUUUGUAACGAUGAGUGGAAAUUUUUCGUUUGGAGAAUUGAGUAACUCCGCUAACUUUGUAAAAUUACUUUUGAAAUUAACGAAUUUUCAGAAGUGCAAAUAGCUCUAUUAGUAUGUUUUUGACAAAUGCCGCGAGGUAAAAUUUUCUACACUGAUUUAUCGAUGGUGUGAAAGUUAAGAUAAUCAUAAUAAAAGUUGCGAUAAUGUUGUUGAGAAUUAAUCUCAGAUUUUUCGUGCAUAAAUUUUUAAAAUGAUCUUAUCUACAAAUCGGUUGUAAUCGAUUGAUAGAAUUUAGAAAUGUCUGCAAACAUUACAGAUAUAGAAACAUAGUCUACAAUUUACUAUUUUCUACAUUCAGCGACAUACCUAUAUAUCUGAAGUACUUUUUCGACGAUUAGAUCCUUUAUAAGUGGCAAAGAAAAAAAAACCUUAAAAAAAAUUACAGUUUUCUUGUCUACCAAUUAAUUUUUACAAAACUGCUUCUUUUUUGUAAGUUCUAUAACGUUCAGAAGGCGCUUCGAUUCCAUGAGAAAUGAAAUAUUGAACAUGAUAGGAAUCAAUUAAUUCUCAGCACUUCGGGGGGUUCUAAUAAGAAUUUUAAUGGAACGUCAAAUGAAUCAUCUCGAUCCAAACGUAAGCGAAAAGUUUCGACAAUUUAUAAAUUCUUUUUGAAUGAAAAAUAAAGUCGUGCAAAUCAUAGUUGGAAGUCGUGAAAACAUAUCCAGAACUCUAAGCAAAACUUAUGAACCCUUUAAAAACCGUCAUUUCAAAACUUUGUGUUUUUCGGAAUCUUACACAACUUUUCUUUCGUUCGCAUUGAAAAAUACUCGCAAAAAAUUAGUGAUUUACCGAAAAUAAGGAGCUGCUGUUUUUUUUUAAUUCUUUUUUUUUCAAUUCUCAACGUCCAAAGUACGGCAUAGAACUAUAAUAUCACAGGUAUAGAACUAUAGAACUGUUUGAGUAAUUUCCGGAAUAUUCUAAGCAAAUGAAGCUUUCUAAAAUUGAGUACAUCCUGAAGUUGACACUCCAUGUUUUGAAAAUGAUUUCUCGAACCCUGAUCAGCUGAAAUUGUUAUUCAAAAUUACGAUAAACUCCAUUACUCUGAGGUAAUUCCUGAACUACUCAGAAAUCAAUAUUACCGAAAAUGGGGUGCCAAUUUCACAGAAGGAAUAUGAAGAUAAAUUUAUCAAUUUUAAAAAAUUCUGUAGUAAAACGUUGUGUGGAAAUAAAUUGCGUAGAAAAAUAUUCUCCAUAAAAUUAUUCUCUGUAACAAUUCUCAUGUCAAAUAAAUCAUGCAGAAUUAUUUCCAUAGCAAAUCUAGAUUUUUCUUCUGUAGAACUACAAUACGUACGUAGAACAAUAUUUUUGUAGAGAAUUUACGCUGUCGAAUUGAUUUCCAUAGAAUCAACCCUCAUCCCAUUAAUUAUUA
Molecule: messenger RNA, 4926 nt
Organism: Neodiprion virginianus
Lineage: Eukaryota; Metazoa; Arthropoda; Insecta; Hymenoptera; Diprionidae
Product: glutamate receptor ionotropic, delta-2-like
Exons: 9
Coding region: 18-2447 (809 amino acids)
Cellular component (GO): membrane
Molecular function (GO): ligand-gated monoatomic ion channel activity
Source: RefSeq, a predicted model, not a curated record